Penicillium alfredii is the source of this 2997-nucleotide messenger RNA. It is a transcript of the gene rat1, whose product is annotated as 5'-3' exoribonculease Dhp1. Gene Ontology annotation, cellular component: nucleus. Gene Ontology annotation, molecular function: zinc ion binding; RNA binding; 5'-3' RNA exonuclease activity. Bases 1 to 2997 code for a protein of 998 amino acids. The transcript is spliced from 6 exons. The record is from RefSeq and is a predicted model, not a curated record. Lineage: Eukaryota; Fungi; Ascomycota; Eurotiomycetes; Eurotiales; Aspergillaceae. Gene Ontology annotation, biological process: nuclear-transcribed mRNA catabolic process.
AUGGGUGUCCCCGCGCUGUUCCGAUGGCUCUCCAACAAAUACCCCAAGAUCAUCUCCUCGGUGAUCGAGGAACUUCCCCAGGAAGUGAAUGGAGAAGAAAUCCCGGUCGAUGGCACAGGCCCGAACCCCAAUGGCGAGGAGAUGGACAACCUAUAUCUGGAUAUGAACGGCAUUGUCCACCCUUGUACUCACCCAGAGGGGAAGCCACCGCCAGCAAAUGAGCAGGAGAUGAUGCUGGAGAUCUUCAAGUACACCGAUCGCGUGGUUAACAUGGUCCGUCCGAGGAAGCUUCUUAUGAUCGCUAUCGAUGGUGUCGCGCCGAGAGCAAAGAUGAACCAGCAGCGCUCGCGUCGGUUCCGCUCGGCGCAAGAGGCGAGAGAGAACGACGAGAAGAAGGAGGAGCUGCACAAACUGCUCGCAAAGCAGCAAGCCAAGAAAACAGGAGACGCGAUUGUACAGGAAGAGGUCAUCCAAAAAACCUGGGAUAGCAAUGUCAUCACGCCCGGGACCCCCUUCAUGGACAUCCUCGCUGCCUCGCUGCGCUACUGGAUUGCCUACAAGCUCAACACCGAUCCUGCUUGGGAAAAGAUGAAAAUCAUCAUCUCGGACGCUACGGUCCCAGGAGAAGGAGAACAUAAGAUCAUGGAAUUUGUGCGAUCGCAACGAGCAUCGCCCGAGCAUGAUCCUAAUACCCGCCACGUUAUUUACGGCCUGGACGCCGAUUUGAUCAUGUUGGGUCUGGCUACUCAUGAACCUCACUUCCGGGUGCUGCGUGAGGAUGUCUUUUUCCAAGAAUCGAAGCCUCGGGCAUGUAAACUCUGUGGGCAGACUGGUCAUAAAGCCGAGGAGUGCUUAGGUCGUCCUAAGGAGAAGAGCGGAGAAUUCGAUGAGAAGCAGCAUGCAAGCCCUCUCAAGCCAUUUAUCUGGCUCCACGUCUCUGUUCUGAGAGAAUACCUUGCUGCCGAGCUCCAUGUCCCUCAGCAGCCAUUCCCAUUCGACCUCGAACGAGCGCUGGAUGACUGGGUCUUUAUGUGUUUCUUCGUCGGAAACGACUUCCUCCCCCAUUUGCCGUCUCUAGAUAUUCGUGAAAACGGUAUCGACACCCUGAUCGCGAUCUGGCGUGACAACAUCCCAAUCAUGGGAGGAUACCUCACCAAGGAUGGGCACGUCGACUUCAAAAAAGCUCAGCUUAUCUUGCAGGGCCUGGCGAAACAAGAGGACGCUAUUUUCCGUCGUCGGAGGCAGGCAGAUGAAAGAAAGCAGGCAAACGAAAGGAGACGAAAACAGCAAGAAGAGGCCCGGAAUGAAGAGCGUUCCAGAAAGAAAAGACGAAGCUCCCCGACCUACGACUCUCCUUCAAACAACCGACGUGGUGGUGGAGAUGCAGCUCCUCCGGGUGGUCUGGAAUUGAUCACUCCUGGACGCGGUCACUUGGCCAAGGAGACCAGGGAAUUGACCCACAGCAUGGUCACCAAUCGUGGAGCUGUGUAUCGUGCCAACAUGGAGAAUAAGAGUGCCGCUGCUGUGUUGAAGAGCAAGCUCAUGAAAGGCUCGCAAAACGAUGGAGCCGACGAAAGUUCAGCUACCGGCGAGGGCGAGGAACCGACCGAUGGCACAGAGCAGAAUUCGCCUUCGGUUCUCGGAAAGAGAAAAGCCGGUGAAGCCGAGGAGCAGGAAACAGAAACGGGCACUCCAGGACGAGACUCGCCUCCUGUUCCUGAGAAAAAAAAGAUGAUGAACCUCCUGAAGACACAGUUCGCCUCUGGGAGCCAGGACCACGAGUUUCGCCACAAGGUUGCGCGGGCUUAUGCAGAAGGUCUUGCUUGGGUUCUGCUGUAUUACUUCCAGGGUUGUCCUUCAUGGACCUGGUACUAUCCAUACCAUUACGCUCCAUUUGCGGCAGACUUUGUGGAUAUUGGCGACAUGGAGCUCAACUUCGACAAGGGCAAGCCGUUCAAGCCAUACGAACAGUUGAUGGGAGUCUUGCCCGCGUCUUCUAAUCACGCACUGCCCGAAGUCUUCCAUGAUUUGAUGAGCAAUCCUGAGAGUGAAAUCAUCGAUUUCUACCCCGAGGAUUUCCCUGUGGAUCUGAACGGCAAGAAGUUCGCCUGGCAAGGCGUGGUUCUGCUUCCGUUCAUUGACGAGAAGCGCCUCCUGACCGCCAUGGAGAAGAAGUACCCUCUUCUUACUGAAGACGAACGAAGUCGCAACACUCACGGCCGAGAAGUACUCCUGAUCUCGGAUGGUCAUCCGGUGUACCAAGACCUGGCAGCCAACUUUUAUUCGAAGAAGCCAGGUCCUCCGCAGUACAAAUUGAACAUGCGCUCAAGUGAGGGUUUGGCCGGAAUCGUUGAGCGCAACGACACCUAUAUACCCCACAGCUCGUUGACGUCCCCGUUGGAAGCAUACGGCAUGCCUAGUGUCGAUGCCGAUCGCUCUCUCACGGUCAACUACACUAUUCCCAAGUCCUCGCACAUCCACAAGUCAAUGCUUCUCCGUGGCGUUAAGUUCGCGACCCCGAUGCUCAACUCGGCCGACAUCCGGGCUACUAAGGGCCGAGCCCAACAUUCGGGCCGGUCAUUUGGCGGUGCACCGUUACAUGGUGGUGGCCGAGGAGGGCGCGUGGACUAUGGGAAAGACCGUCCCAACCCUUUCGCUGCGCAUCUUGACCCGAACUUUGCGUCUGGACCUGGGGCUGGUCCGCCGAUGGGAGCCCCAGGAUGGAUCCCGCCAGUGCCAGGCGCCGGUGGCUAUUCCAGAGGACCGCCUCCGCCUCCGCGAGGUGGAAUGUCCCACCCGUACCAACCCCACCAAGGCUAUCAGCGCCAUGGUGAUUACUCUUACAACCAAUCGGGUCAAUAUAAUGGAUACCGUGGUGGCUAUGGCUCCCAGGAGUAUGGGGGCCGCGGAGGAGGAGGCUACCGUGGUGGUCGACACCGUGGCGGGAAUCGGGAUCACUACUCUUCCCAUCACCAAGGAGGAUAUGGGCGCUACUAA